Molecule: messenger RNA, 2183 nt
Organism: Trichomycterus rosablanca
Lineage: Eukaryota; Metazoa; Chordata; Actinopteri; Siluriformes; Trichomycteridae
Gene: esama
Product: endothelial cell adhesion molecule a
Exons: 7
Coding region: 381-1658 (425 amino acids)
Biological process (GO): homophilic cell-cell adhesion
Cellular component (GO): adherens junction; plasma membrane
Molecular function (GO): cell-cell adhesion mediator activity
Source: RefSeq, a predicted model, not a curated record
CUCAGACUGAACCUGUUCCGUUCUGCUCCGUUAUAACCUCUCUUACACUCGCAGCUCUGCAGGGCGAAGUACAAACUACAUAAAACUAUAAAAACACAGAGCUGGUUUGUUGGCGUCAGCUGGAAUAACAAUAAUCCAGUCCGAGUCGCGUCUUGUGUUCGGUUGAGGUGUUAAACAUGACAGGUAUCUGGUAGGUAUCUGGCGCUCGGUGAGAGUCUGACCUCUAAACGAGCCGAAUUCUGUUUUAUUCGAAGCUUUAACGAUCUCUAAACGUUUCACUUCGCUCCAUCCAGUCUGUAAUUAUCGGAAAUAUUAUAAAGAACUGAAAGAGAGCUAAAGAUUAGAAAGAAGCGAGCUGGGAGAGAAAGACGAGAGAAAACAUGGAGAGCACAAGUUGGCUGAAACUUGGCAAUUUACUGUCCGUGCUGUUGCUGUGCCCAGGUCUGCUCGCCCAGCUCGAACUGCCCCAGACAAAUGUGGAGGUGAUCCAGGGGCAGAAAGUGAUGCUCCAGGCCUACUUCACAGGCGUUGGUGACAUCAGUAAGGCAACAGUCAUAUGGAACCUGGUUAGCCCAGCAGAAAUGGUCAUUUCCUAUGUAAACGGUGGUGUCAGUUAUGGCAGUAAUUUUAAAAAUCGGGUGAGUUUUCUCUCGAUGCCCAGCAACGAUCUGUCUAUUUAUAUCAAUAACACGGUAGAGUCGGAUUCGGGGCAGUACACCUGCCAGGUCGUGUCUUCUGAACUUUCCGGAGCCCCCAAGGAGCUGACGCUUACUGUGAAGGUCCCUCCUUCUCUUCCAGUGUGUAAACUGCAAGGGAAUCCGGUCCUCAAAGGCAACGUCACACUAACCUGCCACUCCAGCGCUGGCAAACCUGUACCCAAAUACAAGUGGUACAAAACCAGUCCAUCCACAGCAUUUUUCUACUCCCCUACUCUCAAUGAGACUGCAGGAACUCUGAAGCUGAAUAAUCUAAGCAGUAACAUGUCAGGGAAGUACGAGUGCACGGCCACGAACUCUGCGGGAGAGGGAAAGUGCUACAUCAACUUAGAGGUCGUUACCGCGUCUAAUGCUGGAGUGAUAGCUGGUGCCACAGUGGGCGCGUUGGUGGGUCUCGUUCUUAUCAUCCUGUUCGUCCUUUUCUUUUGGAAAAGAAGGAAGGACAGCGAGGAAGACCUGGCUAAUGACAUUAAGGAGGACGCUCAGGCCCCUAAACGCGUCUCGUGGGCGAAGAGCGGCACAGGCUCUGAUGUUGUCUCUAAAAACGGCACGCUGUCGUCUGUCCGCUCCAGCCCUCAACCUCAUGACACAUCAACUUUCAACCAUUACCACCAUUAUCCAGUCAAGCAGCACACCUCUGACACCGCCUCCAUCGUCACCACCACGGGCAGCACGGUCUAUCGGCCUCGAGCUGCGGGUCCCUCCAGCCCUCCAGAACAUCCUGUCCCGAGCUAUAACGCUGAUGUCAUGGUGCCACGCCCGACUCCAGUUCCUCCAGCCUCCAGCUCCAAUGGUGGAUCCUUACCCAGAACUGAUGCGAUCAAGCCCCCGGUUCAACAUUAUAUCCCUUCGUCGAGCGGAGUAAGUGCUGCCAACCUCUCCCGAAUGGGAGCCGUGCCCAUUAUGGUGCCUGCACAGAAUCAGGCUGGUUCUCUUGUCUAGGUCUGAUGUGUACCCGUUUACAGCGCCCCCUGCUGGAACUCAUGCUGGAAAGAACUGAUUCAUGUUAAGUUUUAGCAGAACAAUACAAGAUCUCUAUCUGUUUUUUUAAAGAUUGUCCUGUAUAAAGAAAACGUGCUGUAUGAUGUAACUUUCUUUAAUGUCAUGAUUUUUUAAUGAUGUUUUGUUAUACAUAUAUAAAUAUGUUGUUUUUAUUACAUGAAGUGUAAUAUUUAAUACAUUUACUAUUAAAUGUUGAUGUUUUAUACUUUUACUUAUUGCAGAAAAGUUCAAAGAAAAUCUGCCUUAUCUGUAAACCUGCUGAAAUAUGAGUUUAAAUCAACACUGGUUCAUCGUUAGUUGGAAAUUAUUAGUAUUCUUUAUUUAUACAUUAAAUAUGUACUUUGAUAAAUAAAUAAAUAAACUAUUAAGCCUAGCAAACAUAAUUUAAAAACAAGACACAUUUUUAUAUUAUCUUUACCUGUCAUUUGUACAUAAGCAAAAGCGAAGGUAAAAAUAAAAGAAUUG